Jaculus jaculus (lesser Egyptian jerboa) is the source of this 1269-nucleotide messenger RNA. It is a transcript of the gene Sft2d2, whose product is annotated as SFT2 domain containing 2. The transcript is spliced from 8 exons. Bases 67 to 549 code for a protein of 160 amino acids. Gene Ontology annotation, cellular component: membrane. The record is from RefSeq and is a predicted model, not a curated record. Lineage: Eukaryota; Metazoa; Chordata; Mammalia; Rodentia; Dipodidae. Gene Ontology annotation, biological process: vesicle-mediated transport.
GCAGCCUGCUUGCUGUCUGCGCGGCCCGAGCAACAGGCGGCUGCCGAGGGCCGGAGCGGGCCGGGGAUGGACAAGCUGAAGAAGGUGCUGAGCGGGCAGGACACCGAGGACCGGAGCGGCCUGUCCGAGGUUGUUGAGGCGUCCUCGUUGAGCUGGGACACCAGGAUAAAAGGCUUCAUCGCAUGCUUCGCUCUAGGAAUCCUGUGCUCACUGCUGGGUACUUGCCUACUAUGGGUGCCCAGAAAGAGUCUCCAACUCUUUGCAGUGUUUUACACCAUUGGAAACAUUUUAUCGAUUGGGAGCACGAUCUUCCUCAUGGGACCCUUGAACCAGCUGAAACGCAUGUUUGCACCUACACGUCUGAUUGCAACCAUCCUGGUGCUGGUGUGUUUUGCACUUACCCUGUGUUCUGCCUUGUGGUGGCAUAAAAAGGGACUUUCACUCAUCUUCUGCAUUUUGCAGUCUCUGGCCUUGACAUGGUAUAGCCUUUCCUUCAUACCAUUUGCAAGGGAUGCUGUGAAGAAGUGCUUCGCAGUGUGUCUUGCUUAACACAGUGCCACUUUGCAGAGCUUUGGAUGGCGCUGUGGACGGAAGCUGAGGGCAUUCUGUAGAUAUCCUGUAGACCGCUGCUUGCAGACAUGUGCCUUUUAUCUUGCAGCAGUGUAUUGCUUCAGUUUGAGCACUUGUGAGGGCUGCCUUUGGAAGCAGUGAUGUGACCCCAGGCUCAAAUGUCCAUAGCACAGUAUGAGAGGUGGGUUCCAUGUCUUACAGAAUGUUCAUGUCAGUCUGUGUUGAACAGCAGCAGAUAAGCCUUGGCAACCACUGCUUCCCAGGGGCAGCAGGCCAUUCCAUCAGAUCUCACAGGGGUACAGUAGAAAAAGACAACAUUUUGGAGUCAGCAGGAAAAAUUGAAGACUUGUCCCUUGCCAUGGAGACCAUUACCUCUGUUCCACACAGCAUGGACAUGCGCCUUCUCUGGAGUCUGAGAACAAGUUAUUCUGCCCUCCCCAACACCCCGUGAGCCAGCCUGUGGAGUGAAGCAGCACAUGAUGCUUCUGGUGACGCGUUGUCUCUCCACCUGCACCUCCACACUCUGGUGAACCACACCUGACUGUGGAAUGUGUCUUCUGGUGUUCAGUGUACCUCUUUCUCCCAUCCUCGCCCAGCUAUGUCUUGACCUGUGGUACUAGGUGGAGAGAGCCAAGCAGCAGUAGAAAUGCCGCUGUUUCCUCUUGGACACAAGCCACUGAAAAAUGAAAAAUCUUGCUA